AAACUUUCAACAUCUGAACAAAGUGUCUCAAAAUGCACUUCCUUCAUUCCACCUCCGGCGUCACCCUGCUGUUCUGUCUGGGCACCUUCCUUGCGACCUCCAACGCGGCCCCCGCAAAUAGCCGGCGCGGCAGUUUUAUUAUCCCUGACUUUGUGAAACCUCAUUGGUACGGCGUCGGUAAAGACAUGCCGGAAAACAAUGCUCACUUUGGCCCGGCUCAGUUCUACCCUCCAUCCCACCAUGACCACGGGCCAAAGCAAGAUCAGGUCUGCCUUCAAUGCAGCUACGAAGUCGAUGCCUGUGUAAAUUCCUUCAUGAUCACUGGCACUACCGAUCCCGACAUCGAUGUUUCGCUGUACAGGCAAAAUUGCCAGUGCACGCAGGUUCGAGAUAACGCGUUCUGUCGCGACAAAUGUGGCCGCACUUGCCAGCAGUGGGAUUACGAGGGGCCCUACCUGACUGAAUACUGCCCUGGUUGUUACAGUUACGACUGGUAGACUUGAACAUGGGCUGGGCAUGACGAUACAAUCGAAGGCAAGAUCGGUGAGGAUGUGCACGUGACGUGGGAAACUUCAGGUGGUGGAGCUGUAGCUAAAGUGCCUGGAUCAUGAUCCGGAAGUGAA
Messenger RNA from Didymella exigua CBS 183.55, 623 nucleotides. RefSeq lists its product as uncharacterized. The transcript is spliced from 2 exons. The record is from RefSeq and is a predicted model, not a curated record. The coding region runs from base 33 to 497 and encodes 154 amino acids. NCBI's taxonomy places the organism in Eukaryota, Fungi, Ascomycota, Dothideomycetes, Pleosporales, Didymellaceae.